Molecule: messenger RNA, 897 nt
Organism: Oncorhynchus tshawytscha (Chinook salmon)
Lineage: Eukaryota; Metazoa; Chordata; Actinopteri; Salmoniformes; Salmonidae
Gene: tnnt2a
Product: troponin T type 2a (cardiac)
Exons: 9
Coding region: 68-697 (209 amino acids)
Biological process (GO): cardiac muscle contraction; sarcomere organization; regulation of muscle contraction
Cellular component (GO): troponin complex
Molecular function (GO): troponin I binding; troponin C binding; tropomyosin binding
Source: RefSeq, a predicted model, not a curated record
UGCAGAUGAAGGGGAGGGGGCAGAGGAAGGAGAAGAGGAGGCCAAACCUAAAUUCAAGCCGUUCAUAAUGCCCAACCUCAUCCCACCUAAGAUCCCAGACGGAGAGAAGGUAGAUUUUGAUGACAUCCACAGGAAGCGCAUGGAGAAGGACCUGAAUGAGCUGCAGACACUGAUCGAGGUUCACUUUGAAAGCAGGAAGAAGGAGGAGGAGGAGCUUAUCAACCUCACAGACAGGAUUGAGAAGCGACGUUCUGAACGAUCAGAGCAGCAAAGGAUCCGCAGUGAACGAGAGAAAGAACGACAGAAGAGGUUGGAGGAUGAGAGGACUCGUAAAGAGGAGGAGGAGGCAAAGAGGAAAGCAGAUGAUGAUGCUAAGAAGAAGAAGACGUUGACUAGCCUACACUUUGGAGGCUACAUGCAGAAGAUGGAGGUCAGAGGGAAGAGACAGACAGAGAGAGAGAAGAAGAAGAAGAUUCUACAGGACAGACGGAAGUCUCUGGACAUCGAGAACAUGAGCCAGGACAAACUGAAAGACAAGGCCCAGGAGCUGUGGUUGUGGCAGCAGCAGCUGGAGGCGGAGAAGUUUGAUCUGCAGUAUCAGAUUAGCAGACAGAAGUAUGACAUCAACGUCCUCCGCAACAGAGUGUCAGACCACCAGAAGACAACCAAGAGAACCAAGAGAGGCCUGAGGAAGUAGAGAGGGACUGAAGAGGGACUGAAGAGGGACUGAAGUAGACUGGCUGAGGGACUGAAGUAGACUGGCUUUGGAGAUCAGCUGUCUGGCCUAUUUGUCUACUGUCUGAUCUCUCUCUCUCCUUCUGACAUCUCUCCCUCCUUCCGACAUCUCUCCCUCCUUCCGACAUCUCUCCCUCCUUCCGACAUCUCUCCCUCCUUCCU